Messenger RNA from Oppiella nova, 290 nucleotides. NCBI's taxonomy places the organism in Eukaryota, Metazoa, Arthropoda, Arachnida, Sarcoptiformes, Oppiidae. The record is from the annotation of a GenBank genome assembly.
AUGAGCAUCAUAUCUAUAGUGUGUGAGACGGGUCCUUCUCGACGCCAAUGUGUUGAACUCAUCAGUGCUUUACAAAUGAUGGGCGGACAAACAUCAAAGGGAAUGGCAAUAAAGCGUCUGUCGAUGGAAAAUAUGCCAAACAUUUACACCGAUUGUCUUCACGCAGAGGAAGGCAUUAGAUUCAAGAAGUCUUUGAAAAGACAUUUAAUGCCCUAUAAAAUGCGAGUCAUUGCCUGAUUUUAAACUUACACAUCAAUCAUAGAAUUUAUUAUUGUAAUUAAAAAUCACCA